UCUAGUCAAUUCCAGAUAAAAUGGGUCGUAGUAGACUAGACCAGAAUACUAAUUACAGGACUAGGAGGAGUUCAGCAGAUUCUAAUAGAUCUGUAUCAAACUCUGAUUCUGACGGGAGCAGAUCUGGAAGUCCAUCACCCCAGCCUAGCUCUCCAGUUGCAGACCAAUCAAGAUCUGGAUCUCACUCAAACAAUUUCAGAUCUGGAUCUCCAGAUAAGUCUAGAUCGGGAUCACCAGUGGAUAGAUCAAGAUCAGGAUCUCCAGCUGCUAAAUCCAGAUCAGGAACACCUGUAGACAGAUCUAGAUCAGGAAGUCCAGUGGCUAAAUCAAGAUCAGGAUCUCCAGUCGAUAGAUCAAGAUCAGGAUCUCCUCUUGCAAAAUCAAGAUCAGGAUCUCCUGCUGCUAAAUCUAGAUCAGGAACACCUGUGGAUCGAUCAAGAUCUGGCACUCCUGCUGAAAGAUCAAGAUCAGGUACCCCUGCAAAAUCUGCAAGUCCUGCUAAAUCUGGAUCUGGUAGUCCACCAAGAUCACCUUCUGGAAGUGCAAAGGAGAGCCAUCGAUCCCAAAGCCAAGAACCUGCGGCAAGAGCAAAAUCUAAAUCUGUAAGUCUUCAAGGUAGUCCUGUAAGGUCAGGGUCAAGAAGUCCUGCCAAGUCUAAGUCAAGAAGUCCUUCAAAGUCCCGAUCAAACAGCCCUGCCAAGUCUGGAUCAAGAAGUCCUGUCAAAUCCAAUAGUCCUGCUAAUGAGAAGGAUGAUGACUCGAGUUCAGAUAUUGAAAGGCCUAAGAAGCGCCAAUUAUCUGGCGGGAGCUCAAGUGGAUCAGAUAUUGCACGGGCAAGGAAGAAAUAUGGAGACAAGAGUAAAGAUGAAUCAGAAGGAGAGAAGGUCGAUGCUGCAGAUGUUUUUGGAGAUGAUCUUUCCAUUUCCUCGGAAGAUGAGGAUGACAAGGUGUCUAAGAAGAAAGUGAUUGAUGAUGAUGAUGAUGUGGCUAGGUAUGAUGACGAUGGAGGAAGAGCAGGAUCUGGGUCUGACUCAGAUUUUGAGAAUCAAAGGAAGAAGGUUGAUAAGAAGAGAUUAGAUGAAGAUGAUCCCGACCAAGAACAGGUUCCUGAAACUAGGAUUGAUGUCGAAGUUCCGAAAAUCAAGACAGACUUAGGUCGAGAAAUGCACUUUGUGAAGUUGCCGAACUUCUUGAGUAUUGAGUCUCGUCCUUUCCAUCCUGAUACAUAUGAAGACGAACUUGAUGACGAUUCCCUCCAGCAGCAGGACGAAGAAGGACGAAAUAGGACUAAACUGAAGGUUGAGAACACAAUACGUUGGAGACCAGUGGAAGAUGAAGAGGGUAAAGAAGUACGCCGUGAAA
Molecule: messenger RNA, 1362 nt
Organism: Eurytemora carolleeae
Lineage: Eukaryota; Metazoa; Arthropoda; Copepoda; Calanoida; Temoridae
Product: another transcription unit protein
Biological process (GO): transcription elongation by RNA polymerase II; positive regulation of transcription elongation by RNA polymerase II
Cellular component (GO): nucleus; Cdc73/Paf1 complex
Molecular function (GO): RNA polymerase II C-terminal domain phosphoserine binding
Source: RefSeq, a predicted model, not a curated record